GUCCGCGACUGAACCGGCAACAGCCACGCGCCUCAGGCUGCUGCCUCUGCUGCCAGUGGACAGCAGGGAAGACCACGACCGUCCCCGAGCGCACGCCUUCACCGAGGUCGACGCCGGCUGCGGCGGCGGUGGAGGCGGUGGCGGCGCCAUCGCCAGCCCCCGUGAGGUGGCCCGGCAGGCGACCCAGCAGCAGGGGCGAGACAGCAACCCCACCACGGUGGCCUGCCGCUACUCCGCAUCUUCCCGCGCGCUCCCGGUCCAGCAGCUGCACCGGCAGGCUGACCACCACGUGGAUAGGCUCGAGCGCAGCGGACCGUCUCGACCCAUCAUUAGGCCCUGGACCGCAGCUAGCGAUGGGAGCGACGCUGCCACCCGCCUGUCAUCCGUCCGUGGCAUUGGCGCGGGAGAGUUCAACUCGGUGCCGCCGCCGGCGCCGCCCCCGUCCGAGCUGACCGUCCCGAGUCUGCUCGACGCCGCCGUUCCCCCAGACAACCCAAGUUCUUCCCCGAAUCGUUCCCCUGCCGCGCCGACCCCUGCCAUCCCGCAGGCCUCCAGCUUGGGCAGGGUGCGUCAGUGGCCGUUGGUAGUCGCGGGGUGCUCUCUGGCCUUCCCCGCCGUGACGCCGACCCCCUUCCCCUCACUGUCCCCGCAGGCCGCGCGCGGCGCCCCUCGCUACGAGCGCCCGACCACGGCGUCGAGGCUCAAGCGCCGCCCAGGUGGGCCCAUGUCGGCGGUGCCCGUGGCCGGGCCGGUGGCCUCUCCCCGGGGGCGCGCCGGCGCCACCCAGAAGCACUUCCCCUUCGUGGCGGCCACGUCCACGUCCCCAAGCCACAACCUGCAGCUCAACUUGCAAGCCGUCAUGUCCCAGAGGAGGAUGCGGCGCUCUCCAACGGCUGCGUCGCCGCGCCCCACGGGGUGCUCUCCGCGCGGGCCCGCCUCUGCAGGGCCGACGCCUCCGCGGCGGCGGGCGCACCCCGGUCCCUCCCCGGCACCCGCCGCCCCCUGCCCGCUGCUGGGCGGCGACCUCAGCGACGCCGACUCCUCCUGUGGGGACGCGAGCGUGGGCAGCGCCUCCAGCUGCUCCUCUGUCGAGUUGGACCGACGAGACGGCGGCCUCGACAAACUUGCCCCGCAGUGCCGGUGGGAGGCCGGGCCGUUGGCGGGGUCGCGCGCCCCGGGCCGGCCCAGCCGCUGCCGCUGCUACCCCCGUCACGUGGCGGAGUACGUCCACGUCCUCAAGCCCUUCCUGCGGCGGGCCGCGGACGAGCAGGCGCCGCCUCCGAGUGGGGAGACUCGCCGUCCCGAGGCCCCCGCUGUCACCGUCCCCAAAGUGGAGGGCCCCCUGGUGGAGGUCGGUGGCCCCCGGGAGCAUCCUCGCAUCCUAGCCGCGGAGACGACCCUGGUGGAGGGCCGACAGGUCUGCGAUCCGCAGCCUCGCGACAGCGAGCAGCGCCUAGCCGGAGGGCUGGCCGAGCUGCGAGCCGUCCUGGUGGCGCUGCGGCGUGAGCUGGUCGCCCUGGGGGCGGCGCGGGACCAGGAGCGGCAACGGGGACCCGCAGGCGCCGAGAGGGCGCGCGGGCUGGAAGAGGGGUUGCAGCGCAAGGAGGCGGAGGUGCGCGUCAUCGUGGACCUGUACCGCCAGGUUCAGCUCCUUAGGACAGAGGUGAGCUGCAUCCGGCGCUCAGACCCGGAUGCGGCACGUACCUGAGGCCCCUUGAGUCCACAUCUCAUUUUCAACUAGUAUUGUGAACUCCUUAAAGAGACCUCAAAGUAAUGUAAGAUUUCUAUCAAAAGAGUGUCAAAUUAUGAUACAUAAUUUUGAUUAUGUUUUUAAAGAGGUAAUGCAAUUAUAAAAAAUACUGGUGUUCUAGUUUUUUUGAA
Messenger RNA from Frankliniella occidentalis (western flower thrips), 1881 nucleotides. RefSeq names its product translation initiation factor IF-2-like. The transcript is spliced from 8 exons. The record is from RefSeq and is a predicted model, not a curated record. Lineage: Eukaryota; Metazoa; Arthropoda; Insecta; Thysanoptera; Thripidae. The coding region runs from base 725 to 1708 and encodes 327 amino acids.